This is a messenger RNA of Polypterus senegalus (gray bichir), 6639 nucleotides long. RefSeq names its product golgi-associated PDZ and coiled-coil motif containing (gene gopc). The transcript has 9 exons. Lineage: Eukaryota; Metazoa; Chordata; Cladistia; Polypteriformes; Polypteridae. Gene Ontology annotation, cellular component: Golgi apparatus; trans-Golgi network transport vesicle; membrane. Gene Ontology annotation, molecular function: transmembrane transporter binding. The coding region runs from base 550 to 1923 and encodes 457 amino acids. The record is from RefSeq and is a predicted model, not a curated record. Gene Ontology annotation, biological process: negative regulation of protein localization to cell surface.
GGCACAUCAAGGUUUACGAGUUAAAAUAAAAACGACGUUAGUCACAUAAAUAUCAAUACAAGAUCAUUAUGUCUUCUAUUACUUUUUAUUCUCGGAUCUGUAAAUCCAGCCUGCGAAAAUAAAACAAAUAAAAGGACAAAAGCAAGAGAGCUACUCGCUGAUCUCGACGUUGAUUUGCUUUUCCUUCCAGUACUUGUUCAGCUGUGUGGCAGGCAGCGCUAAUCGAUAUUGAGCUUGUGAUGUAAGAUUUCCUGUUGGUCUCCAGAGCCGUGCAAGAACGGUUGAAGAAACUGGAUAGAUUGUGGGUGUUUAGCUGUAACAAGGCGGGCGUUGACGUCUGUGUGGUUUUAAACUAAGACAACUUAUUAUUAUUUUUUUUAGCAUUAGCUACUUUUAUUUUGAUACGUACUUUAUAUUAGCGGAUAUCACGUAGUUGUUUAUUUUUGCUAGUUAUUCAUUACAGUUACAGUCACGGGGAUCCAGUCCCGUGGUGUGUUGGCUUCCAGUAAAAUACAGUCACCGCGGAAUUGAGUAAACCCAGGGGUAGAGAUGUCUGCCACGGUUGCCGGCAGCGGCGGCGGUUCUACCGGCUCUGCCCACCAGGGCCCAGCACUUACAGGGCCCGGUUCCGGAAUGUCAAUGUUUCGCUGGCUUGAAGUACUGGAGAAAGAAUUCGAUAAGGCCUUCGUAGACGUGGACCUCCUUUUGGGUGAGAUCGACCCCGAUCAAGCAGACAUUACCUAUGAGGGCCGCCAGAAAAUGACUAGCUUAAGUUCCUGCUUCGCUCAGCUUUGUCAUAAAGCACAGACUGUCUUCCAGCUCAACCACAAACUGGAGGCCCAGCUGGUAGAUAUGAAGUCGGAGCUUGUAGAAGUACAGGCAGAGAAGGCUGUUUUUGAGAAAGAAGUACAUGAUCAGUUACUGCAGCUUCAUGCUGUCCAGUUGCAACUUCAUUCCAAGACUGGCCAAAAUGUUGAUUCUGGCUCUAUCAAAGCAAAACUGUCUGUCCCAAAUGUGGAGGAGAUGGAAAAGGAACUGGAGGCAAACAAGAAAGAAAAAGUAAAGGAGGCAAAAUUAGAAGCAGAAGUAAAAUUACUGAAGAAGGAGAAUGAAACACUGCGGCGUCAUAUUGCUGUCCUUCAGGCAGAAGUAUAUGGUGCCAGAUUAGCGGCAAAAUACCUCGACAAAGAAUUAGCAGGAAGAGUUCAGCAAAUCCAGUUACUUGGCCGGGAUAUGAAAGGUCCAGCACAUGACAAAUUAUGGAACCAGCUUGAGGCUGAAAUUCAUCUUCAUCGACAUAAAACAGUGAUUCGUGCUUGUCGAGGUCGGAGUGACUCCAAGAGACCUCUCCCUAUACCUGUGGGACAUGAUGCAGACGCUUUAAAGAAAACUCAAGGUGUUGGGCCUAUUAGAAAAAUCUUGUUGUCUAAAGAGGAUCAUGAAGGUCUUGGAAUUUCUAUAACAGGUGGCAAAGAACACGGAGUUCCCAUUUUAAUAUCAGAAAUUCACCCUGGCCAGCCAGCGGAACGUUGUGGAGGUCUGCAUGUUGGGGAUGCCAUACUUGCUGUAAAUGGAAUCAAUCUCAGAGAUGCUAAACAUAAAGAAGCUGUGACAAUCCUGUCUCAGCAAAGAGGAGAGAUUGAGUUUGAAGUGGUGUAUGUAGCCCCUGAAGUGGACUCGGAUGACGAAAACGUGGAAUAUGAAGAUGACAGUGGUCAUCGUUAUCGCUUGUAUCUCGAUGAGUUAGAGGAAGGCUCAGCGUCAAAUUGUAACAACAGUACAAAUGACUUUUGCCCUUUACAAGAAAAGAAUCCUAUAGGCAAUACCAUAGAGAAUGGAGAUGCACGGAGAAUCCCGAGUGAAACACUGCCUGAGGAGACUGCAGCCAAACAGUCGGAGUCAGCUGAGAGUUCUUCUUCUUAGGAUGAAAAUUGUGUUGCAGAACAGACUUUGUAUAUUUUGUUAAAUAAGAAUUUUAUAAUCUGUGAAAGAAAAUCCACCUGGAAGGUAAAAGAAAACGGUUCCAGCAGCGAUUGUUGAUGGGCAUACAGAAGGUUUAAUUGUUACUGUUGCUUUUCCCCACUUCACAAUCUUUCUUGGAAAAUGGCCUUUCACUUAAAACUGGAUUGUGAAAAGCACAUUUGAUAAAGGAUAUGGUGGCCUUGGUUAUUGUUUGUUGACUAAAUGUUGGAAAGGAUGCAAUUAAUGUACAUUUUUCUGAUAUAUUUUGGACCGCGUUUAAUUUGUAUAAAUGCUAUUUUUUUUUCUUUUCAAGAAUAUGUCAGGCUUUUUUGAAAGGCAAGGAAGCUUUUUUUUAGCUGUAAUUUAUAUUACAGAAAGAGAGUUUGAAGUGUAUGUGCUGAAACACAAGUGCACUGCUUUUGGAAUUUCCUGUUUCAGCUGUUAAAACUCUAAAAUAAAAGAACCUACUACAAAAAGUGUUGCUACAUUGGUUAGGCGUGUGACGCAUCCUCUACGUGUGCACUGGGCCUGGGUGAUGGUGCUGGUGGUGGCAAUAGUUUCAAUGCGAUUUCCAUUCAUUCACUGGAAUCUUCAUACAUACAAACAAAGCCGUUCUUCAUGUCCUGGUUUAUAAAUGAUCACGGUAAAGUUAUGUUGACCGUUUGAUAUUUGCCUUUCACUCAAAAUGUUAAUCCUGAUAAAGCAUCGAAAGAAAACGACAGUUUAGUUGGCUCCAGUGCUUGAGCUCAAUGCUUCAUAAUAUGAGGCACUCUUAGCAGCAGUGCAGCACUGAAUCCAAAAUGGAUUUAUUAAUGAGCAGGGUAGUUAAUACAAGAAGAAGAAUAGCUGCUAAGUUCAGUUAACAGAAAUUCCUAUAAAACAACAGUAUUUGAAUUGUACGCUGACUCAUUUACAAAGAAAGCUUUAUAUACACUGUCAUACUAUAAAUAAUGAUUUGUAUUACAAAUAUGUGCUAUACCUCACUUUGCUUGCAGCAUUUCACCUUCCACUACAGCAGGAAGUGGACCAUUCAGUUCUCACACCUGUUUGCUGUGCUUCAUGAUUUUGUGAGAUGUUUCUGUAGUAUCCCAUAAUCCACCUGUCAUUUCUUUAAAGGCUGCUUUUCUCACAUUUACAUUUAUAUACCUAGACACUGCAAAUGAUACUGUCAUUUGUUUGGGGUGGCCAUUUACUGCAAAUGGCAAUUCAGAGGUGAAAUGACUGAAGUGUUUAAAAUUCUGAAAGGAACUGGUAAAACAGAUCUCAGUGGUUACUUUAAAAUAAAUUCUGCAACAAGAACACGGAGACAUGGUAGGAAGCCUGUUCAGGGCUGAUUUCGUUCAAAUGUUAGAAUGUUUUUCUUCAUGCAGUGAACCAUCGAAACAUGGAAUAAACUGUAGUGUGGUGGAGAGCAGAAUUUUAGGUACCUUCAAAUCUCAGUCUAGGUCAGUGGUUCCCAAACUCGGUCCUGUAGACCCCUUCUAGCCGCAGGUUUUUGUUCCAACCAACUUCCAUUUUUCCUUGCGAGUCAUCAUCUCCCAAUUUAUAUUUUGGGGUCAAAGUAGAAGUUCCAAAACUAAGUUUGAUAAUUUUUUAUUAAUUUGCUAAGCAACUAGUUAUAUGAGGAACAUGUCUUUUUUUUUGUUUUGUUUUUAUAACUCAACGGUAUUUUCAUCCCGAUUUUCUACAUGUUCUGGCAUUUAUUUGAAUAUUUAUUCUGACUCUGAAGUAGUUGGGUCUUUCAUCAUCCCGGGUGUCAGCUCGGCUUGUUCUUAAUUGUCACUAUUACGGUUAAAUGAUGGGAGCAAACUACUCAGAAAAAGGGUAAGAUAAUAGGAAAACAAAAAAAGAGAACUAAGCUUUUAAAGCUUUAGAAAAAAUUAGAAAUAUUUCUAAAUCUCUUCUCUUAUUCUGCAUUCUGAAAAGCACAACAGAGAAGAGGGGAAAGAAAAGAGCAGCUAACUAAAUGAGAUGAAUUGUUAUUGAUUAUUAUCAUUGAUUGUGAACCUGGAUGGAACAAAAACCUGCAGCCACAGGGGGUCCCCGGGUGAACAGGAUGGACGGACUUGUUCGGCUGAAUGGCCUGUUCACGCCUCAGUUUUGUAAUGUUCUAAUUUCAGAACUGUGGCUCAAGCUGCUGCACAAACUGGAAAGAAGUUCAUGUUUCAUGUCCUACAAAGAAGUUUUCAUGCAGGUUUGGGUGAAUCGCUCUUCUUUCUGUUCUAAUGCCAGUGGUGCUUAAAUUUUUUUUUUUUUUUUCCCCUCGCCAAACCAAAAUUGCUUUUUUAAUGUCUUCAAGAGCCAGAAUUGGCACCCACCAUCAUCCUGGGGAAUUGCCACCGAUCUUUAUUGCAGGAGGUGGGUGUUCCUCCUUGAAGAAUCACUGCUGACUGUCAUCCUGGUGGGGAAGGAAAUGGUGCCCUGGGAAAAUCACCGGGACAGGUCAUAACAAAGCAGUGGCGUUGCUUUAAAUGCCCACUGCAACCCAUCUAAAGAUGCUUUGCAACCGUACUUGACCCUUUUUUUCUUUAGUACCCCUGCGUGACCAAAAUUAGGCCAAGUUGGGACCCAUAGUUUAAGACCCUGAGUUCUAGUGAAUGGGAAAUGAUGUGAAGGAUGUUUAGAGUGGAUGGUUGUUUCACGAUGCCAGUAAACCUGAAAGCAUACCACACAGUUGGGACGUUUCACAACACAGGUGGGCUCUCUCCUGCAGGUGCCCUGGAUAAGAGAGGUCAUCUGCUGUGAAGUUGUAUUAAGCAACUUUAUGGGUGGGUUGACCCAUAUUUCGUGACUUUUAAUGUGGCUAGCUCCUAUAGCACGUGGAGAAAUGCCAACCAAGAAAUGUCCAUUUUUUUUAAUGUAUGAUGGAUGGCCUGCUACGUCAGAUUUCAAUCUAAGUGCCACAAUGGAUUUAAACCAGUAAAGUCAUCACACGUAUGUGCAUGGUAUACAAUCUUGCUUUCCUUGGUUUUUGAAAUAUUACAUUAGCACUUUAAGUUCUUCAUUGUUUUUGAGAACUAGUAUCGGCCUGCUUUGCAUGGAACAGGGCUGUUAAAUUAUUUUUAGUUUUGUAGGAUACAAAAGAUUUACAAAAAUCUAACCUGCACUUUUUGAUUUUCUACAGUACAUUGGAUAGCAGCAAUCUGUUUUUUUUUUUGAUUAAAGCCACCACUGUUAUCCCCAUUUUAAAGAAAUGUCUCGGGAGUUUCCAGUGCCUUCCCAGCAUUUGACACGGCUUGGCCCUAUGGGUCUCUGAAGCUUUUGGUCAGCGCCCCGUACAGAUGAGCUGUCCUGUGUGAGGGGAGUGCGGACAUUAAAGGAAUGGGAUGGGACACAGCGCUUUAACUAAAGAUUAGCUUUAAGAGCUCCAAUACAAUGCAAGACCUCCUAGCUGUUUUAUGUUAAAAAUCAUCUUAGUGUUGGCAAUAAAAAGGAUCAUUAAUGAUGUUACAGCAUUCUGCUCACAACAAAAAUGGUCAAUUUAGACUCCUUUCAUGCUUUUUUUUUUUUUUGUAUUCUGGUGUUUGUCCGUUGGGCUGUCCAUGUGUGCCAAGAAAGAACUGAAGAUGUUACAUUGUUUUCCAUUUGAAGUAUUUUAAAAGGUAUUUUUAAAAAAAAAAAAAGGCUUUAUGGGAGAUGGGGUAAUGUGUUUUGUUCUACCAGAUUUUUUUUGAAGAAAAUGAAAUAAAAAUUAAAUGGAAUCAGAAAUUUUUGCAGCAAGAUAUAAUUACAGGGUGUAGACUGACUUUCUAUUCUCAUUUUCUUUCCUUGAUGCAGUAUACAUAAUAAAAACCUCAAAGUACAUCUAUAUGUAUAUAUACAUUUUUUUCUUUUCCAGGUAUCGAGACACACUCGUAUGCCAACUGUCAGUCUGUGAUUGAUUAAAGACUUGCCAAAUGUGAUGUAUUUCAGAAAUAUUGUGUAAAUAUGUAUGAAUGAAGAGUUAGCACAUCCAUGUGUACAGUGAAACCAUGUGCGGCGAGCCGCUCUCCGUGUCCCGUCAUCUUUUUCUAAUAUAUUUUCUUUGUUAAACCAUGUUUUGCACCAAACAGUUUUGAAAAAAGGGAAUCUUUUAUGAGUCGACCGGAUUAUUUAUUUGUUGUGCAGUUUAUUUAAUGAGAGUGAAUUCUUUACCAUUCUUCACAAAACUUGUUUGCCUUUUUACCGAUUUGUCUCAGAAGCCAGUGCAUGAUGUGCAAUUUUGUAGCAUUUUUGUUUUUCUCUCAAAUGCUCGCUUUAGAAAAGUUUUAUACCGAAGAAAAUAAAGUGUAUGUGCUCAAGAAAGUAUUGUUACCUCAUGUGAAGUCGAUGGCAGAGCAGUACAGAAUAAAGCCAGAUUACAGCCCGCCCAAAUGUACUGUCAGUGUGGGCUUGUUGCUUCCACUUCUGGUACCCUGUGACUGAAUGGUUUGUUUGGGGAGGUUGUAAGCGGUACGUGAACGGUUUGCUAUGAAAUGCUCCUGUCCCUUACGUUUUCUGUUUGUGAGUUCUACUGUCCGUAUGUGACAUUGGGAUAUCAUCCAUUGGCCUAAGCACAACAGCCGACGUGCAUCCAGUGCAGUGUGUGAGAUAAACGUGCAGAGUAAAUGGGGGUUUCUACAUGUGUGUUUAAUUGGAAACUGAUGUUGCUUUGUAUUCCGCAGUACACCAUAUAAUAAAACAUGUUUCAAAAGUGAA